CUUGUUGUAAAUAUGGCCGACAGGUGCUCGCUUAUGUUGUCAUUAAUGGUUCCAUUCUACUAAGCCUUUCACAUGUGGCAUUAAUUCGGAUUUUCAGUUGUGGCAUUCGGGAAAUUAAGACACAUGAGACAUGACAUCUGCCGAAGCCUAUGAAGCGUAUGAAGCAUCAGACGAGGCAUCGGAGAGUGAGCUGCUGGACAAGAGUCUGUCGUUCUGGAAGGGCUGGGGAGUGGUGGAGAAGGAGGUGUUCACGCCGGUGCCGCACGACAUCCACACAGCCUGCAGCAUCGGGCACUAUGACUAUGUCAGGUCUCUCAUUAUCAGGGGCGAUGUGGAGAUUGACAAGAAGAACAGAGGGAGCUGGACUCCUCUGAUGUAUGCCUGCUACAUCGGCCACGACAACAUCGUCAACCUGCUGAUAGACUCGGGGUGUGAUGUGAAUGUGAAGAACCACAAGGGACAGACACCGCUGAUGCUGGCCGCCAGUUGUGGGAAUGAGACUGUGGGCAGGACACUCUGCAGGAAUGGAGCGGAGCUGGAGGAGUGGGACAAGAAGGGGUGGACAGCUUUGUUUCAUGCUACGUACGCCGGCCACCAGAACUUUGUCCUCUUCCUCCUGGAGCAUGGGGCCAACAUGAGUGCUGUAGAACCUAGUUCUGGUAAGACGCCCUUCCUGGAGGCUGCAGCAGAGGGACAUGAGAUCAUUGUACAGUAUUUUCUACAUAAUGGUGUUGAUGUGAAUGCACGAGCAUUUAAUGGUGACAUGGCGAGAUCCUUAGCUCUCAUCAACGGGCAUAUGAAGAUCGUCAGUCUGAUCGAGAACCACGUCAUGCCCAUAUCUACUCUUCGGUCGGAGCCAGAUCUAGACGGAGACUUGAGCUCCUCGGACGAAGCCUAUCAACGACCCAGACAUCACCCUACACUCAGAAACUCCAAGACCAAAUUGAGAGACCCGAGUAUAACAGAUGGGCCGAAGGCGAUAGCCAGACUCAUAGACAGAGGCCACCCCAAUUCCUGUGUGCCAAAAGGCUACAUGACAUUCCCACAGGCAGAAGGACCACAGGCAGAGGAGACCAAGCUCUCAUACAGGGACGUCACCUCACCCAUCAACCCGGAGGACUACACGUUGGACAGCUCAGGGGGGCGAGAGUCGUGUGAGUAUGAUGAUGACAGCAAUGCCUUCUCCAAAACUGGUGCAAUAACCAUCAAGAGCAGCUCCAGCUCUAGCGGCGGACUCGUGGCCGCCCUCGGACUCCACCGAGAGAGUAGUAGUGACAGUGACGAACUUGUGAUGUCAGGGUCACAUGACCGGAAGUUGGAGUCACGUGACAGGAUGACCGAGACACAGGACAGGAAGUCUGUUUCACAUGACAGGGCAUCAGAGACACGUGACAUGACGUCACAUGACAAAAAGUCGGUGUCACAUGACCGGACUAUAGAGUCACAUGACAGGAAGUCAAAGUCACGUGAUCAGAUCCCAGGAAAGAAAACCAAGUCUCAUACGUCCAAUCAUGACAGGCAUGAACAAAAUGUGCCUCAAUCACCUCACAUCGAAUCUCAAAUGGAGAAUGUUCAGAUCUCAAACUCUAGUGACAUUUCUAGUCCGAGCUUCACUUCUCGAACCCUAUCACAGAUCGGGAAGGAAUCCGAUUCUGACUCAAGUUACUCUCCGAUGACUUCUCCCUCCAUGAUGAGAGACUACGGCAGUGACAAAGAUUCUGCAAUUGUGCAAGAUUCCGAGUUUCCACAGGAUCCCACACCCCUUGCACUUAGACCACAAUGCACUAGUCAAGAUGGCCGCAGCAACAGUAUUGCCUAUGACUAUUUGCCCCCGCUACAGCCACGGGACACUCCGACAGGGUUACGGCGGCCACUGGCGGAGACAGCGUGCAUCCUCCCUGGCGACCCCCAGGACUUACACACUCUGCUGCAGCAACUGGGACUUCAGAAAUACCUGGCAACGUUCGAGGAGCAGGAUGUCGACCUACCAGUGUUCCUCUCACUCACGGAUAAUGAUCUCAAAGAAAUAGGCAUCAAGUUGUUUGGUCCUCGGAAGAAGAUGACAAAUGCUAUAGCUCGGUGGCACAGUCGCGCCCCGUUAGCAUCCUCCAACCUGGAGCAGUGUUACGCUGACCGGCUAGAGGGAGAGAUGCAGGAGCUGGCCAUACAGCUCAACCAGGUGUAUGCCAACGUGGAGAAGUUGAAGGCCCAGGUGCAACAGGAACAACAGUUGAGAUCAGUCACAGAGAGCUGCCUGAUGGAAGAACGGGGGCGCGUGCAGCACGUUACCAUGGAUACAAGACACAAAUGUGCUGAAAUCAAAGACACUGUUAAGAGGCUCAAACAUUUCCAUUCUGAAAUCAAAGAGAGGCUGUCAACCUAUCUAAGCUCAGCAGACGACCAAUCAAAUCAUGGAUCUCAUUCCAGGCAGGCAGAUGUUAUGAAACAAGGCUUCUCAUUUGAUGACAGACAAACACGGCCAGCCAAUGAUGUGAAAGCUCUGUCUCUGGAGAUUUUGAUCCGAAAGACAGAACAUUAUGUGAAGGAUAUCCAACAGUGUGUGUCUCUGAUCCUGGUGAACAAUGAACAUUUGAUGGACAAAGCUAUCAAGUGUAAUGUAGAUCAAGGCUAUGGGUAGCAGAUCAAAUAGGAUUUCGUUUUCAAGUCAUAUCACACCAAAAUGUUAUUCAUUUUACACUUAUAUUAGUAUGCUGUCUCAUUCAAAAUGAUUGCAUUGUGAAACUGUUUUGAUUAUUUGUUAUUGUUUUUUGUGAGAGAUCUAGUCAGUGAUGAACAUUAAGGGCAACUCAUGUUCUUUUCAGAUAAACGGCUUUGUUAGAAUAGACCGAGAAAAAAUAUAUUUUCCUGAAUAUUAUCAAUGUUUUAUCAUAGAGGCUUGAUGUUUUUUUCACUUGUUUUUGACAUUCUUACAUUAUGAAAUAGCGAUGCACUUGAUUAAGAGUAUGAUGGUCUAAUUUUGAAGAAGUAAAAUUGUAUGUUGGAAUACGCAUGUUCGAGCUCCGUCCUCAGUUGUUACAAACUGUAUGCUCCUGACCUAUGACUAUGCUCUUAUCAGUUUGAAGGGAAAGUUAGUACAUCGACCCAGAAGAAUUGAACAAGUUCUAAUCUCUUAAUAUAUGUUACAAUAUUCUUUUCAGUCCGGGAGGUGGGGAAGCCUGGUGGUUAAAGCAUUUGCGCGUCAUACUGAAAGCCGGGUAUGUUUCCCUAAAAGGGUUCAGUGUCUGAAGCCGAUAUCUUGGGUUCUGUUCCGUGAUAUUGCUCUUAUAUUGCUGGAAGUGAUGUAAAACCAUUCUCCCUCAAAUUGACUAUUUGCAAAUUAAAUCGUUUUUCCUUUUUUCUUUCAAAAGAUACAAAAAUGUUUUUCACUGAAUUUUGUAAAUGAUAAUGUACUAGCUGCUCAUGGAACUACCACCCUUAAAGAAUGGGCUGUUCAGAGACUAUAGAAAUAACGAAGGCUAUAACUUAUGUUUUCAAAGCCCAUAAAUUAUUCUGGAAUAUCAUAAACUUCAUCCACCAUAGGGGAGGUCGGGUAGCCUGGUGGUUAAAGCGUUCGCUCGUCACGCCGAAGACCCGGGUUCAUUUCCUGACAUGGGUACAAUGUGUGAAGCCCAUUUCUGGUGUCCUCCGCUGUGAUAUUGCUGGAAUAUUGCUAAAAGCGGCGUAAAACCAUACUCACUCACUCAUUAUGGGUAACGUGAAUCGAUCCCACAACCUCUUGAUAGUAGUGUGGGAAUCUAACCAUUAAACCACAGACCUGGUUAAAGAUAUAUGGUUCAUUAGAAGGUAUCAUGGUACAGCGGUUAUCUCCCAAAACCCCUACAUCCCAUUUCCCCUACAACCCAGUUCCCCUACAAUUAGUUAAAACAACACGCGGCAUUUACCUGUCUGGUAUUAUGAACUCACCUAAAGGAGAGAUUAAGGUC
Haliotis rufescens (red abalone) is the source of this 3944-nucleotide messenger RNA. RefSeq names its product ankyrin repeat and SAM domain-containing protein 3-like. The coding region runs from base 131 to 2638 and encodes 835 amino acids. The transcript has 13 exons. Lineage: Eukaryota; Metazoa; Mollusca; Gastropoda; Lepetellida; Haliotidae. The record is from RefSeq and is a predicted model, not a curated record. Gene Ontology annotation, molecular function: protein binding. Gene Ontology annotation, cellular component: cilium.